Molecule: messenger RNA, 438 nt
Organism: Hordeum vulgare subsp. vulgare (domesticated barley)
Lineage: Eukaryota; Viridiplantae; Streptophyta; Magnoliopsida; Poales; Poaceae
Product: probable calcium-binding protein CML16
Exons: 2
Coding region: 1-438 (145 amino acids)
Molecular function (GO): calcium ion binding
Source: RefSeq, a predicted model, not a curated record
AUGAAGAAGGUGUUCUCCCGCUUCAAAACGGACGGGGACGGCAGGAUCUCGCCCCCGGAGCUGGCAGCCGUGUCGCGCGCCAUCACGCCGCUGGCCACCGACUCGGCAGGGGGCCGGGAGGUGGCGUCCAUGAUGGACGAGCUCGACACCGACCGCGACGGCUACAUGGACCUCGGCGAGUUCGCCGCCUUCCACGGCCACAACCACGGGGAGCGCGAGCAGGACGCCGAGCUGCGCGAUGCCUUCGACGUCUACGACAACAACGACGACGGCCGCAUCUCCGAUGCCGAGCUCAUCAAGGUCGUGUCUCGGAUCGGCGAGGGUCUCCUUGUUCUUGGCGUGUUGGCCCUCGCCCGCUCGCGCGCCGCCGCCUCGCUCGCGCUCUCCAACCGCAAGGAGAUCGCCACCCCGCACCUCGGCGCCGUCAACUCCCUCUAG